AAGGAGAGUCUCUAGCAAGUUUGAAGUAUGUAAUCCAACUCCAAGGACAGCCCCAGCGUAGGUCCAUACCUGCUGUUGGGAGCCGCCCUACUUGUCUUAUACAAAACUCCCACGGUUCCGUCUGACCGUCAGGCAAGGCCAACCGGAAACAGUGUCUGUUCAUUUUUCACCUUUGUUUUUGUUUGUCACUCGCUGUAUGAUUGGAUCGCCUUGGUCCUGUCCUUUCGUUCGAGAACGUGCUACCGACCCUGGGGUUUAUGCCGGCUAUAUUCACUUACUUUGGUCUACUGACCCUGUGCAACACGACGCUCUACGCGGCUGCCAAUUUAUUUUCCGAUACACUUCUACUUUUGCAGCUUCCAGAAAUUUAUCGGCUAUUCACUGCGACCUUAUAAUUACAGGUGGUUCGAGACCAAAGCCUCCACAGCGAGCUGGUUGCAAGCACCGUAGGAUAUAUUCGACCAAGAUCCUGCAGCGGGCCUGUCUGAGAUCAUCUUGCUGUCCUUGCAUCCCGAAUCACGGCGCAAGUUACUUUCCUAUUCCCUUGGGAAGCUCGAAUCCACCAGGGAUCAACAUAUUGUUGUGCUGGCACUUUCAGCGAAACGGUGUUGUAUUGAACGUCAAGCUUCAACAGAGCUCGUACCUCGCAUCUUCUUUGUAUUCCGCCUCGGAGGCUCUACCGAUUGUUGUUCGGCCAUCCCGGCCUUUUCACUAGGUGAUUGCACUCUUCUUGCACAUCGGACCUUCCGCCAAUAAAUUUCUUCUUAACAUUGCUGCACUCCGAAGAGUUGGCACCCGAAAGUAGCCAAAAGUUUUCCAUAUUCGUUCGCUAGCA
Truncatella angustata is the source of this 835-nucleotide messenger RNA. RefSeq lists its product as uncharacterized. Lineage: Eukaryota; Fungi; Ascomycota; Sordariomycetes; Amphisphaeriales; Sporocadaceae. Bases 197 to 715 code for a protein of 172 amino acids. The record is from RefSeq and is a predicted model, not a curated record. The transcript has a single exon.